UCAUAGCUCUUCUAACAAAACAAGCCCGCAAACAUCUUCUACGCACACACACUCUCUCUCUCUCUGAUCAGAUCAAACCAGAUCAGAUCAGAUCUGCUACUGCUACUUAUUUCCAUCCUAUAUCUGAAUCUGAAUCUGAAUCAUGUCACAAUACGUUAAAAAAGACGAUGAUCGCGACGAAGACGCAGAGUACUCGCCCUUUCUCGGAAUCGAGAAAGGAGCUGUACUUCAAGAAGCUCGGGUGUUUAACGUUCCUCAGUUGGAUUCAAGGAGGUGUUCCCAGGUUAUUACAAAGCUGCUUUAUCUUCUAAAUCAAGGAGAAACUUUUACCAAGGUCGAAGCCACAGAAGUUUUCUUUUCCGUGACAAAACUAUUUCAGUCUAAAGAUAUUGGUUUAAGGAGAAUGGUUUAUUUGAUUAUAAAGGAGCUUUCUCCCUCAUCGGACGAGGUUAUUAUUGUCACAAGCUCUCUCAUGAAAGACAUGAAUAGCAAGACAGACGUCUAUAGAGCAAAUGCAAUACGUGUUCUCUGCCGCAUAACAGAUGGAACACUCCUUACUCAAAUAGAGAGGUACUUGAAACAAGCUAUUGUCGACAAAAAUCCUGUAGUUGCCAGUGCAGCUCUUGUUAGUGGUAUCCACUUGCUCCAGACAAAUCCGGAGAUCGUGAGAAGAUGGAGCAAUGAAGUACAAGAAGCUGUUCAGUCAAGAGCUGCACUCGUGCAGUUUCAUGCACUUGCGCUGCUCCACCAGAUACGUCAAAAUGAUAGAUUGGCUGUCAGCAAAUUAGUUACCAGCUUGACAAGGGGCACAGUUCGUUCACCUUUGGCUCAAUGCCUGUUGAUUCGUUACACCAGUCAGGUUAUUAGAGAGUCCAGCGCGAACAGUGGGGAGCGCCCAUUUUAUGACUUUUUGGAGGGUUGCCUUCGCCACAAAGCAGAAAUGGUUAUAUUGGAAGCAGCUAGAGCCAUAACAGAGUUGAAUGAUGUUUCUGGCCGAGAACUGACUCCUGCGAUUACCGUUCUACAACUCUUUCUAAGUUCAUCUAAGCCAGUACUUCGGUUUGCUGCUGUCCGCACAUUAAACAAGGUGGCAAUGACCCAUCCAAUGGCUGUAACUAACUGUAAUAUUGAUAUGGAGAGCUUGAUUUCAGAUCAAAAUAGAAGCAUUGCUACCCUUGCCAUUACUACACUGCUGAAAACAGGCAAUGAAUCAGGGGUUGAUCGUUUAAUGAAGCAAAUUACCAACUUCAUGUCUGACAUAGCAGAUGAGUUCAAAAUUGUUGUGGUAGAUGCUAUCAGAUCCUUAUGUUUGAAGUUCCCACUCAAGUACAGAACAUUGAUGAACUUCUUAAGCAAUAUUCUAAGGGAAGAAGGUGGAUUUGAGUACAAAAAAGCAAUUGUUGAUUCAAUUGUGAUUCUCAUACGCGAUAUUCCGGACGCAAAAGAGAGCGGGCUUCUUCACUUGUGUGAAUUUAUUGAGGAUUGUGAAUUUACAUAUCUUUCAACACAGAUUCUCCAUUUUCUUGGUGUUGAGGGUCCAAAGACCUCUGAUCCGAGCAAAUACAUAAGGUAUAUAUAUAACCGGGUCAUCCUUGAGAAUGCAACUGUUCGAGCCAGUGCAGUAAGCACAUUGGCAAAGUUUGGUGCCAUGGUUGAUUCUUUAAAGCCCCGUAUAUUCGUUCUUUUGAGGCGGUGCCUGUAUGAUAAUGACGAUGAGGUUCGUGAUAGGGCUACUCUGUAUUUAAACACUCUUGGAGGAGAUGGUUCAGUUGUUGAAACUGAUAAAGCUGUGAAAGACUUUCUAUUUGGAUCCCUGGAUAUCCCAUUGGUCAAUCUAGAGACUAGCCUGAAGAACUAUGAACCUACAGAAGAACCAUUUAAUAUUAAUAAUGUACCUAGAGAAGUCAAGUCUCAGCCACUUGCAGAGAAAAAAACUGCUGGUAAAAAGCCCACUGCUCUCAGCGCACCUCCAGCCGCACCCACUUCCACAGUUGAUGCAUAUGAGAGGCUCCUAUCAUCUAUUCCAGAGUUUUCUACGUUUGGACAGCUUUUCAAGUCCUCUGUACCAGUAGAGCUCACUGAAGCUGAAACAGAAUAUGCAGUUAAUGUUGUGAAGCACAUAUUUGACAAGCACGUUGUCUUCCAGUACAACUGUACAAAUACGAUUCCUGAGCAGUUACUAGAGAAUGUGGUGGUUGUUGUGGAUGCUUCAGAGGCAGAAGAGUUUGCUGAGGUGGCAACGAAGCCAUUGAAUGCCCUACCAUAUGACACACCCGGUCAAACAUUUGUGGCAUUUGAGAAACCGGAAGGGGUCCCAGCUAUUGGCAGAUUCUCUAAUGUUUUGAAGUUCCUUGUUAAAGAGGUUGAUCCUUCUACUGGUGAGGCCGAGGAAGAUGGUGUGGAAGAUGAGUAUCAACUGGAGGACUCUGAGAUAGUCGCAGCUGAUUAUAUGCUUAAGGUUGGUGUGUCCAAUUUCAAAAAUGCAUGGGAAAGCUUGGGCCCGGAAUUUGAGCGAGUUGAUGAGUAUGGGCUUGGUCCAAGAGAAAGUUUAAAUGAAGCUGUUAAUGCUGUUAUCAAUCUUCUUGGCAUGCAACCUUGUGAGGGCACUGAGGUGGUUGCAGCCAACUCAAGAUCACACACAUGCUUAUUGUCAGGAGUAUACAUAGGCAACACAAAGGUGCUGGUCCGCCUAUCAUUUGGAGUUGAUAGUUCCAAAGAAGUGGCAAUGAAACUCGCUGUUAGAUCUGAAGAUGAGUCUGUGAGCGAUGCAAUUCAUGAGAUAGUAGCCAACUAGUCCAAUUUAUAUACCAUUUUACAGUGUUCUAAUUUUUCUUUUUAUUUUGUUCAUCUAUUUGCUUUUGCAUUUAUAUGACGACACAACUUAGAAGUUGCUUAUUGAGGAGAUCUAAAAGUGUUUUUUGUGUCAUGUAAACACAUUUUUGGAGAGUGGUUUCUUCUGGUAUUAAAAAUAACAAGUUAUUUGCAUCCUGAA
Molecule: messenger RNA, 2992 nt
Organism: Erigeron canadensis
Lineage: Eukaryota; Viridiplantae; Streptophyta; Magnoliopsida; Asterales; Asteraceae
Product: coatomer subunit gamma
Exons: 18
Coding region: 143-2794 (883 amino acids)
Biological process (GO): protein secretion; intracellular protein transport; intra-Golgi vesicle-mediated transport
Cellular component (GO): endoplasmic reticulum; endoplasmic reticulum-Golgi intermediate compartment; Golgi membrane
Molecular function (GO): structural molecule activity
Source: RefSeq, a predicted model, not a curated record